AGCAUUUUAUGUAAAAAAAAAAAUACAUUGGUGUCAUAUGCAAGGGUAAUAAUUUUAGUAACGACAAAGCCCGGUGAGGGUAACUUUAUGUUAAAUGAUUUGAAACGCAAAGAUAGUUCACGGCUCAGGAGAUUAACGAUUUAAGGUGGAAUGGCUCUAGUGCCCAGACCCCGGGACGCUCAUGCCUACAGUUGAAAGAGAUGGGUUUCGCUAGGGGCGACGGAAAGUACUGGAUCCGACCAAAACUUGCCAUGCAACCUUUCACUGUGGUCUGUGAAAUGACGACCGAUGGAGGUGGAUGGACCCAGUUGAAGAAUUUUGUUUAUGGUUCAACAACAUUCACAACUAUGGGAACUACGUCCAAUUACACUAGAAUCACAGAAAACAUUGUUCAAAAAGAUCUGCUCGUCACAACUAGUGGGCUUGCAAAUCUUAAGAAAGACAUGGGCUUCGAUCAAUUGCGCUACUAUUGUCGCAAGCAGGCUGUUAACAGGACAGUCCAUAUAAUGACAAACAAAGACGAGAGAGGAAGACAGGCUAUAAGGUGUCUUCUGGAAACGCCAAAUCCCCGGCCAGUUGCCUGUGGCUCGUUUACUCGUCUCCCUGACGACGACUCCAUCUUGACCCAAAACUGUGACAAGUGGGGCAACAACUGCCCUAACACCCCCUGCAACCACUGGGGACACACAGGUUUUACCGGAAACUUAAGAGUCUAUUCUCGACCAGGCUAUUAUAAAGACAAUGACGGUACAGUCCGAACGUUUGGUGUCAUUCCCUUUUACGGAGAACUGUGGUGUGAUGACCACAACAACGGCAAUCUUAGACAUGGCGACAGGUUCUCGGUCUACGCAAGAUAAGUCUAAUCUAAUAUAAAUGUUCAAAAAAGGGACUUCAUGCUAACGAGUCUUGCAUGUGGAGCAAGGGUCACGUGGUAUUAAGAUGCAUGACAUCACUCUACACGACACUAGUCCCCAGAGCUCUUUGUGCUCUCUCUUGAGUCAAACACAGGUACCACGAGGUAUCCCGAGCAUCGACGAGGCCGACUCGACUCCGAUUCCUAAGGGGAAGUUGUUGCAACGGGAUGCACACAUCUACAAGGAGGCUUCGAUGGCAUGCACCCCUUUGCAAAUAGAUCGUUUCUUUUCUUAAAGUAAAUAAAGGGGUGGAUUUAUUGAGGUUUUCUAAAAGUUCAAACUUUACGAAGUUUGACAACACCUGUCCCAGGGUCAGGACA
Nematostella vectensis (starlet sea anemone) is the source of this 1234-nucleotide messenger RNA. RefSeq lists its product as uncharacterized. Gene Ontology annotation, molecular function: oligosaccharide binding. The record is from RefSeq and is a predicted model, not a curated record. The transcript is spliced from 4 exons. Lineage: Eukaryota; Metazoa; Cnidaria; Anthozoa; Actiniaria; Edwardsiidae. Bases 201 to 857 code for a protein of 218 amino acids.